Molecule: messenger RNA, 672 nt
Organism: Penicillium griseofulvum
Lineage: Eukaryota; Fungi; Ascomycota; Eurotiomycetes; Eurotiales; Aspergillaceae
Exons: 1
Coding region: 1-672 (223 amino acids)
Source: RefSeq, a predicted model, not a curated record
AUGCCUGCUCCCAUCGAGAUAAUAGAUCCGUUAGCCGUGGUGCGUGAUCUCCACGACGACGAGAAGCUGGUUGUCGACGACUUCGAGCGUCACGCCGGCCACUGCAGCCCCUGCUCCCAUGCUGUUCAGACACACAAGGAUGGACAUGCACUGUGUGAGUCGGGCAACACCCGCGCUCGCACUCUCCGCAACUACCUCUACAGCCAAAGCGGAAAGCACUACUCUUCCGUGGACUUGGAGAGUGGCAAGUCAACUCGAGUGAAGCUGCCCCGGGAUGCCUACGCUACUCGUGAGCUUCUCACAGCUAUCGAGCAAGGCAUGCACAUCCGCGAGAAGGCUGUCGUCAUCCAGAAGCCUACCAAGCCCGCGCAAUCCAUUCAGCAUGGCAAGUCCUUGAGCUAUGACCAGACCUACAACGUCCCAGCUCGCAAGGUCAGCGGCAAGCAGGUUCGCCCUCGCUCCAUGUCCCCCGAGGCUUACCAGGUCAUCGAGAGGUCCCCUCGUCUUUCUGGCUCUCCCACUUCCAUCGUGUACCGCUCACCUGGUGGCUCUGGCUCUCCCGAACGCCCAUCCUCCAGCCGCGGGUCCUUGUACAGCGUCGACCAAUUGGAGCGUGUGGGACGUCACUCUGAGACUCGCCGGUACGUCGAUCGUUUCCCCAAGCACAGGUGA